AUGACCACUCACAUUUGGAGCAUUCUCGAUCAUAAAGAAUCUUUAUGGGUGAAAUGGAUACACUCGUAUAGACUCUCUAAUCGUAGCUUUUGGGAUGUCCCCAUUCCUUCCAACUGCAGCUGGGGAUGGCAUAAAUAUUACAGCUUUGAGAUCAGGAAUGCGGGAUUUUCAUUACAUAUCAAAGUGAGUGACCUAGUGAUGGAUGGAAAUUGGAAAUGGCCUGAUGAAUGGCUGGAUUUAUACCCUGCUUUAAACGGUUUACCUUCUAUUAUCAUAAGGCCGCAUAUUCCUGAUUCUCUAUAUUGGAAAGAUAAAGAUGGUAAUGAGGUGGAGUUCUCGUCGUAUGCAAUAUGGAACACAUUAAGGCAGCAUCAUCAGCAGGUUCCAUGGGGGAAUGGGGUUUGGCAUACAGUUCGGCAUUUAGCUUACAUGCAAAACGUUCAAGAAAAAUGGGAUGAUGUAGCUGAAUGGAUGAUUCAAAAGAGGAAGUCGAAUUUAGCAAGAACGGUAAUUGGUAAAUUAUUAGUUGCUGCUACGACAUACUUCAUAUGGCAAGAGCGAAACAUGAGACUCCAAUCCAAUAAAUCAAGACCUGUGGAGAAGAUCUUGGAUAUAAUAUCCACUAGAGUCCGGUUAAAGCUUGUAACAUUGCGGUUCAAGAAUACAAAGCUUGCUAAUCAUAUGGUAGAAGAUUGGAAUUUGCCUAGGCAUUUGGUGAUUUACGACCAAGGAAGGAUUGAUUAG
Messenger RNA from Erigeron canadensis, 744 nucleotides. RefSeq lists its product as uncharacterized. Lineage: Eukaryota; Viridiplantae; Streptophyta; Magnoliopsida; Asterales; Asteraceae. The record is from RefSeq and is a predicted model, not a curated record. The coding region runs from base 1 to 744 and encodes 247 amino acids. The transcript has 3 exons.